UCAUCACUUCCUUCCUCUCUCCUACACUCUCCUCUUCUUUCUCCCUUCCUCCUCAAACUACUGCUUUUCUCUUCGCAUCACUUUUCCAUACAGUCAGUCAACUUCGGCCGCCGGACGCACACCGGCCGGACUUGUAUCCCUCCCCACCUCAAAUCCUACUCUACGGAGUACUCUGAGCCCAUAUUCAAAACCUGUCGAGAUCCUCUUCUCCUCCUCUUCCUCCUCAAUCUUUACAAUCGAACCCCCACCAUGGCGACUCAGAACCACCCCACCCGGACUCUUUCCUAUCGAGAGCGCGCCUCCAUCCCCACCACCGGCCCCCUCGCUUCCUACCUCCUUCAACUUAUCUCUAUCAAGAAGACCAAUCUCUCCCUCUCCGCCGACGUAGAGACCUCUGCAGAACUCAUUGCCCUGGCCGAGGAGGUCGGCGACUCAAUCUGCAUCCUCAAGACCCAUUGCGACAUUGUCACCGACUGGACCGACCGCACCGCAAAGGCAUUGCGAGACAUUGCUAAGCGGAAGUGGUUCGUUAUUUUCGAGGAUCGAAAAUUCGCAGACAUUGGAGGCACCGUCCAGAAACAAUACACAUCAGGCCACUACCGCAUCGCCAAUUGGGCCGAGAUCACCAACGCACACAUCCUACCGGGCCCCGCCAUCGUCACCGCCCUCCACCAAGCUGCCGACCAGACCAUCGCAAAGUACAACACCUCGGUCAACACAGAAAUCUCCGCCGAGCCCCGCCCAAAGACCGGCGACGAUGACGACGAAGAUGAUGAGGACGAGUUCGAUUCCACUGCCAUCGACAGCACCGCCGUCGAGUCCCCCAUGGAGGUGGAGGGUGCAGACGAGCGCAGGCUCAGCAUAAAGGCAAUGGACCGCAAACACAGCGUCGUCAGCAUCAGCACCACCAUCUCCACACGCACCGAAUCCAUCUCUCCCCGCCCCGAGCCAGACUUCCACCCCAACGAUGCGUUCGCAAUCGACACACCCACGCAACUCUCCCGCCUCGGCGAGGUCCCCUUCCUGCGCAGUCUGCUACUGCUGGCGGAGAUGAGCUCCGAGGGACACCUGCUCACUCCCGAGUACUCGCAGCAGUGCGUCGACAUCGCGCGACAGAACCGCGCCUUCGUCAUGGGCUUCAUUGCGCAGCGAAGUCUGAACAAGGAGCCCGAGGACAACUUCCUCACCAUGACUCCCGGGUGCCAGCUGCCCCCGCCGGGUCACGUCGAGGGCGAGAAGCUGGGCGACGGACUGGGCCAGCAGUACAACACGCCGAGGAAGCUAAUCUUCGAGCAAGGCUGCGACAUCAUCAUCGUAGGCCGCGGUAUCAUGAAGGCCAAGGACCGAAAGGCCGAGGCCGAGCGAUACAGGGUCGAGGCCUGGAAGGCUUACGAGGAGAGGAUCGCGGCGAAGAAGGGGUGAUCUGACUUCAAAGUA
Messenger RNA from Aaosphaeria arxii CBS 175.79, 1437 nucleotides. RefSeq names its product orotidine-5'-phosphate decarboxylase. Bases 250 to 1422 code for a protein of 390 amino acids. NCBI's taxonomy places the organism in Eukaryota, Fungi, Ascomycota, Dothideomycetes, Pleosporales. The transcript has 2 exons. Gene Ontology annotation, biological process: 'de novo' UMP biosynthetic process; 'de novo' pyrimidine nucleobase biosynthetic process. Gene Ontology annotation, cellular component: cytosol. The record is from RefSeq and is a predicted model, not a curated record. Gene Ontology annotation, molecular function: orotidine-5'-phosphate decarboxylase activity.